This is a messenger RNA of Lachnellula hyalina, 1935 nucleotides long. RefSeq lists its product as uncharacterized. The transcript has 4 exons. The record is from RefSeq and is a predicted model, not a curated record. The annotation marks the transcript as partial. Lineage: Eukaryota; Fungi; Ascomycota; Leotiomycetes; Helotiales; Lachnaceae.
AUGCGUCUCGAGGCGGUACCUUAUCCCCCAGAUACAGCGGUCAAGGCUAAACCGAAGAGUUCUCCAGCCAAGAGCGUUGCUAUACACUUGGUAAACCUGCUCUGCAGACCAACAAGAAUACGACGAAGGGCAAUAUGGAGUGCCUUUGCUCUCACAGGCGUCCUUUUUCUCAUAAUUGAAAGACGGCAUGCAGAUGAUUUACAACUAACAGUGUCAACUCUGGGCGGCUACGUUCCAUACAGCAUCAGUGAUGCCAUAUCCCACUACGGCGAAGUCGAACAGGUCGAACAGAAUAGAUGGGACGAUGUAGUAGAUCCCAAUAGUGGAAGCAGUGUCAAGAAGCCAAAAUUUCACCUACUUAUUCCGACCCCCGACACAAAUGCUUCAGCGAACCUUUGCAAGACGCUAAUGUCUGCUGCAAUUCUCAAUUAUCCACCGCCUACAUUGAUUCAUUAUGGUGAUGCAGGUGGAGCAUUUACCAGACCAGGGGCAGACAUUGUCAGGAACGUAUUUAGCUUUCUUUUGGGGAAGGAGGCGCAUGAUGACGAUUUGAUUUUGGUUGUAGAGCAAGAGAGCUGGUUCCAGCUUCCGGCCGAAGUUGCUGUGAAUCGGUUCUUUCACGGUCUCCAGGACUCCAAUGAGCUCCUGUUGAAACAAUAUGGACAAAACAUGACUAGCAACGAAACAGCCAAUCUAUCCACCGACUCGCCAAAAUACACCCAGAAAGUCCUCUUCGGAGCCCAAAAGCAAUGCUCAAACCCUCGCGCCGAUCCAGCUUGCAACUCUGUUCCCCAAUCUUCCUUGCCCAAAGAUAUAUACGGGCCCCAAACAGACCGCCAUCCAAGCGGGAGGUACAAUCGGCCCCACUUUAUGGACUCAAAUAUGGUAAUGGGACGCGUCUCCGACCUCCUCCCAAUCUUCAAAUUGGCCACCGAACUCCUCGAAUUCGAAGAUAUAGGCAAAUACGGCAGCCAACAUAUAUUCUCCCAACUCUUCGGCGAGCAGGAAUACCACCGAGCCCUUUACCUCAAUAGCAUCGCCCCCAAAUCACGCUGGCGGCAAUGGAUGAACUCCAAAACUGAACCCUCGAACACUCCCCCUCCCGUGCCAGGCAGGAAUUAUGAGUUGGGGAUCGGUUUGGAUUAUGCAAGUUCCAUAUUCCAAAUCAUGGAUAACAGCGCCAAAGACGUCAAAUCAAUGCGUUUUGACAAUGCCUCCAUAAUAGCAUCCCCCUCCAAACUAUCAGCUGCUUCCUUCAAAACCCCACCGCACCUGCCCCCCGACCUAACCCUCAGCCGCUCGCCCUUCUCUCUGCACCAAGUAUCAGCACCUAACCCCUCGCCCCCAUUUUCCGCCUUGGACAAUCUGCCAGAAGAAAACAUUAGCUGGGCGGAAAUCCAGCUCGCUACUAAUCUCAUCAUCCCUGGCUCUAGUGUGCCUGCGAUGUUGGAUUACAGGGGUGAGGAGGGCUUGAUGAGGAAUACGUGGAGAGAAAUGUGGUAUUUUGAGUUCGGCCGGGCGCUGAUGCGGCAGUAUAUACGAAGUCCGCAGGGGCCUAUCGCUGCUUCGUCUGGUGAUAAAUGGUGGGAUUUACGGGGCGGGAAAGGAGGAGUUUGGGAUGAGAGGGGGGAGUGGAGGGAAUGGAUGGAUGUCUGUGCUGGGACGAGUGAUGAGCUGUUUGGGGAUGGAAAGGGGCUGUUUGGGAUGGAGGAUGAGAGUGUGGGAGGGGAGAAGCCGGUUCAUACUACUUCCGGGGAGAGAAUCAGUGGACAAGACCACCCGGAAACGGAAGCAAAAUCGAAGGAAGAGGGCCUGGCGAGGCAAAAGCAUAUGGGCCAUGAUGUGGAGACACCAGCUGUGCAAGGAAACAAGAACCCAACACUCCCCACCGAGGACAUCCGAACCGCCAACCAAAACAACGACGAAGAGAAUUAC